AUGACCUUUUAUGACCAAAUUGACAGAGGUUGGACGACGGUGGUAUAUGGGAAACGACAAGGUCGUCCCUACCAUCGCAAUAGGGACCAGGUAGCCCCCUGGAGGAAGGACAGCGCACCUUCCGCCACCUUUAAAAGGAGGCGGAUCAAUUUCCCCUAUCCUAACCGGCCAGUGCCUCCUCCAGGUCCUCGCUACCUGGGCCCUCAGUCCAGAUCCUACGCGGCAGUGGCCCGCCAGAACAACAGCAGGCCUGCUUUUAGAUUCACGGCCCCUGGUGGCAACAGACCACAGAACAACCGUGUUCCAUUCCUACCACCUGGUGGUAACAGACCACAGACCAAUCGGGAUCAGUAUAUACCACCUGACCCAGCUUUUAGCAGGUUGGCAAGGAAAAUGCACUCUGUAAUUAAACAGGUGCAUCACCUGCAGAAUGUAGCAGUUAAACCGGGUAAAGCAGAACCCCGGAUGAUCUCCAACAUGGUGGAAACCCUGACCACCAUGAUCAAACCAGCAGCACCCACUCCCAACACAUCAGACCUCAUAAUGGGGAAUGCCAAGAAUUGGGGGUACAAUACACUCCUAAUUCUUGAGCAACAUUACAUAGAGGGAUUGGAAGCAACCAUCAAGGAGAUCUCUAGCGAUCUGACCGGGGACUGGAAAGCAGCUUUCCAGGUGGCUACUAAGUGGGCCCGGAAAAAUUUGUCCAGGCUCACACAGGAGGUUGUAGAUCACGCAGAGGCGCUGCUAACAACAUAUGAGAACGGGCAGGCUGUUUCUGACACGGAACAACAGCCUGCACCGCCACAAGCUACACAACGCAAACAACAUGCACAACACAACACACAACACACACCACAACGGACUGAACAAGUGGUGGCACAGGCCCCAAGACGCAACAUGGCAAAGAACACAGUGACGGCCGGGACUGACACAGGGACAGACUGGUUAGGCGUCACGGUUUUGCCGACUACCCAGCUGUCUCCCAAACAACGAAGGACAAAACGCAGACUGGUUAGACAAAACACUUGUGUUGUGUCUGAGAACAGCUCGGCGCUGGAGAUAGAUUCGAGUGACAAUGACUGGCCUAUACCUCCACGCGCUAGGCGCUGCACUAGGCCAUUGCUGGAAGACUCCCCACUGGACACCAGCGAUGGUCUAGAGGCAGACACCACACCAAACUUGAUCCCUCUUCAAACCGCAGUAGCCAAGAAACAAGUAGUUUCAGCAAUGGUUCACCAACUUCCGGUUCCCCAAAAGGAAACAGCUACGGAAUCCAGCGAUGUGGAGGAUCUGUUGUUGGACCUCACUCCGGCACCCGAACCACCUAGUUGCAGGGUUACCAGACACAUUAACACCAACCGCAAAUUGGUGGACUGGGAGUUGACGGUCUUUAAAAAGUGGCUCAUCAUUGGGGACUCUAAUCUGUCCAAAAUACCACCCUAUUCAAUCCCGGACCUACAGAUUGAGAGUUACCCGGGGGCUAACUUCCGCAACGCUCAGGCCAUAAUGGCGAAAGUAAUCUGCAAAACUGUGGUGGAAAAAGUGGUUUUGUCAUUUGGCAUCAAUUGCAGAGAGUCAAGCUGUUUACGGACGCUUAAUGAGCACAUCCGUAGAAACAUGCCGUACCUCAUCAAACUAGAGGACAAGUUGUUUUCUACGGAAAUUCUUUUCCUGAGCAUCAUUCACAGCCUCCCUCUGACCUUUGACCUGAAGAUGGCAGCAGGAAGUGUGUUUGUCGUUGUGUGUGUCAUUUGUGGGGCGUUGUCCUCCGCCUUCAGAUGCUCAGUUCUCCUGAUGUUUCCCAGCAUGCUCGGCUCCCGUGGCCGAAUGUACCUGAUGGUGUUCAUCCUGUCUGUGAUCUCCACAGGACCUGUCUCUAACAUCGUGCAUAACGUGCACUCAGCAGCUCUGUCUCUCAGCUGUAAUCUGGACCUGCAGGUUCUUCACAGCAAGCUCCUGUGGCGACACGCCAUCAGACCGUUCACAGUCAUCACUCAGCAGCUUGUGGACGAUAAAGCAGCGUUUGAGUCAGAGGCUCUGAGCAUCAGCAGGAAGUUUCAGAUCCUCAGAGAUGAAGUCGUCGCUCAGUACGGAUACGACCAGUUCAAACCACAGCGCGUGGAGCUUGACAGGAGCACCCAGGAACAGUUCACUGCAAAGACCAUGAUGCAGUGCGACAGUGUCGUGACUGAGGGAGUACGGCGCUGUUCUGAUUGGUUCGAGGUCAGGUGGGCGAAGUGUAUGGAGGCGAUACCUGUUCCUGUUAUAAGCCACAUCCUCUGUGUCUCUAUGAAAUUCCACUUCCUGUGUGACAUCAUGAGAGUGAUGGGUCCCUGGUGUAAGCAGCACAUUCCUGUGGAGGGAAACUUCGGUCGUCUCUUCGAUCAUCUGAACGUUUCAGUCGACAUUUUGUCCAGAGAGUUCAGCACCGAGCUCGUUGUCCAGGAGCAGCAGGCUGUGCUGGGCGAAGCUGCAAGUGAUCACUUCACUCAGUCAGUGAAAAAGUCUCUCCACGGCCUGACGACCGUGAUGAAGCAGCUGCUGGACGUUGUGCAGCUGUUGCUGUCCCUCACCAUCAUCAGCGUCUUCAUCAGGGCAUUCUGGUACGUCAGACAGUACAGGAGAGACGUUCACUUUGACAAUGUCUACAUCACCACCUACUUCAGAAAGAUCGACGCCCGCAGAAGAAGAGAGGGGAAACGUUUCCUGCUGCCACUGAGGAAAUCAGAGAAGAAGAAGUUCAUCGACCCUCUGAGCCUCAGGAUUCAUCCUGACGAGUUUCAGGAAGUGAUGUCAGGUGUGUUUCAGCUGCUCUCUGUCGCUCUGCUGUGCAUCGUCCUGCUGACUGUCGACUUCUCUGUGGUCCGGGCUCUGGACAUCGUCAGCAGACACACCUCCAUCCAGUUCAACCUGACCAGUAGUCACCAGGUGGAUAUCAGAGUGGGCGGGGCAUCCAUGAUGGCCAACCUCCUGAGAAAAACGGUUUCAGCCUUCAACAGCUCGUCCGACUUUCACAUCCACACCGACAACCGGAAGUGUGUGUUUCCCCCAACCCCCCUCUCAGCAGGCGUGUAUAUGAGCUGUGUGGCUUGUGUCCUGUUGAUGGCGCUCUUCACCUGCCUUCACGUUUACACCAAUCGCCUUCCACGGGUCAUCGCCGCCUUCUACCAUCCGAAGAAGGAGAAGAGGCGGGUUUUAUACGCCUACAAUCUGCAGCUCCACAGUCGGAUCUCCUCCCGGGACAGUGAACACACCAGCAGCUGUGGGGAGGUGUGUCAGUAUCUGAGCCGGUGUGGGCGUCGCCUCUGUUGUCGCGGACAGGAAGACCCUCCGACCAACAAAUAAACCAUUUUCAGUUUGUUUCACUUCAAC
Platichthys flesus (European flounder) is the source of this 3372-nucleotide messenger RNA. RefSeq names its product DC-STAMP domain containing 1 (gene dcst1). The transcript is spliced from 16 exons. Gene Ontology annotation, cellular component: membrane. Lineage: Eukaryota; Metazoa; Chordata; Actinopteri; Pleuronectiformes; Pleuronectidae. Bases 1 to 3345 code for a protein of 1114 amino acids. The record is from RefSeq and is a predicted model, not a curated record.